UUAAAAUUUAUUAGAGGUGGACAAUGAGGAAUAUAAAACGACAAAUUGACAACUUCCCGAUUGAUGACUCUUAUCUUAAUGUUUCUAGGAUUAGAAUAUUAAAAUAAAAACUAAAAAUAAAAAGAGACUUCCCCAACAGGAUAAUAAUAAUGUAAUGAGUAAUAAUAAUAAAACCCCUCCCAUUUUAAGUUCCCAAAUCUGUACCCAAUUGCUUCCCCUUGCUUUCAAGCUCUACCAUUCAUACAUGGGCAAAUCCCUCAACCCCAGCAAACGUCAAAAGCUGAUAGCCCACUACGACCACCGCCACCUCCAAGAACAGCCUCUAAUACCAGGCCUGCCGGACCACGUGGCAGAGCUCUGCCUCUCUCGUGUUCACCCUUCUUUGCUUUACUCCGUUUGCCGUUCAUGGCGUCGCUUAAUCUACUGUCCCUUUUUCCCUCCUUUCCGCUCUCUCUACGCUCUAUUCUUUUCAUCGUCAGAUAAUGAAAUCCAGUUGUUGAGCUUCGAUCCGAUGUCGUCUAGGUGGGAAACGGUUCCUCCGCCCCCUAACCCUCUUCGUCUUCUUGUUCAUCACCCCUCUUUUUUAUGCCGGAAUCUCCCUGUUCAAUCCAUUUCCGUGUCGGGUAAUCUUGUUCUUUUAGCAGGAACUGCCCCCAAUUUCAAUCCAGCCAUUUCUCGCCCCCUCAUAUUCUCUCCACUAUCUUGUUCAUGGAGUUUGGGUCCUCCAAUGGCGACUCCGCGCCGCUGGUGUGCAGCGGGGGCAUCGGGUCCAACCGUUUACGUUGCCAGUGGGAUUGGGUCUAACUUCUCCACCGACGUGGCGAGAUCUUUGGAGAAGUGGGACUUGUGGGAGGAGGAUGAAAUGGAUGAUUUCAGAUGGAAGAAGAUGAGACAACUGAAAGAUGGGAGAUUCAGCACAGACGCCAUCGACGCCGUUGGUUGGCGACAGAAGCUUUGUAUGGUGAACGUGGCUAAACAAGGGACUCUUUACGACGUCACUAAUGACAUAUGGGAACAGAUGCCGGAGGGGAUGGUGGGUGGUUGGAGAGGACCCGUUGCCGCCAUGGAUGAGGAAGUUCUAUAUGCUGUGGACGAAGAUAAGGGAUUACUCACGAGGUAUAACCAAGACAGCGAUAAUUGGGAGGUGAUAAUGGAGGUAGAGAAUCUUAGAGGGGCAUGCCAAAUGGCCGCCGCUGGAGGAAUAUUAUGCGUUAUUUGUGGCGAUGGGGAGAUUCUAGUCAUCGAUGUGGUGGCGGCGCCACCCAAAUUCUGGACAGUCCAAAGGCCGGCGGAGUUGGAACCCUUGGCAGUUCAUAUCUUGCCCAGGCUGAGCCGCCUGGAUUUUUAAUUGCCGACAGUAAGCUGACCUCCUCAAGCUUGGAAUAAUCUUUAACUAAGGAGAUAUUUUUUAAUCAUCGAAAGUGAAAAUUUGUCGAUUAAUGAUAUAAAAAGCAGUGGAAUGAUGUAUUUUUUUUCAUUUAUAUAUUAUUGAUUCUCGGAAGGCAUACGGAAGCUUUGAGAGCCAUGAAAUCUUGUGGAACUAUUACAACAUUUGAAAGGCCAUAUUUAUUUGAGGCUGGGAAAGUGAAAGUUUGUCCACAUUUUGGGGGAGGAAAAGUGGUUGAACCCUUUAACAAA
This is a messenger RNA of Gossypium arboreum, 1638 nucleotides long. RefSeq names its product F-box/kelch-repeat protein SKIP25-like. The coding region runs from base 155 to 1348 and encodes 397 amino acids. NCBI's taxonomy places the organism in Eukaryota, Viridiplantae, Streptophyta, Magnoliopsida, Malvales, Malvaceae. Gene Ontology annotation, molecular function: protein binding. The transcript has a single exon. The record is from RefSeq and is a predicted model, not a curated record.